CCCACUCGUGCUGCUGCUAUACUGUAAUCAUAUGAUUGGGAGUCGAUCCCCGCUGCAGAAUACCGACACACUGGGCGGACACAAGCGGAGGAGCCGGGGCGGAUGAGACUAUCAGAUGGUACAUUUGUAGCUGCUGAAGAAGUGCGUGGAGUCGGUGAAAGUGUCGCCUGAAGUGUCAAACAGAGUCAAACUCCCCCCGAAAAGGAACUUUUUUCAAAGUCUGGAGAGAGUCGGACUGAGGGGGGCGUUUGGAAGAAGAGAGGGCUCUCAAACGAAACGUUAACCGAAGGACAGUCGAUUUAACCGGAGCUGAGAUUUGAGUUUUAUCCGCCUGCUACAGAGGCGGUCAGCGGGUCGGUGGAAACCCCUGGGGUCCGUUGAUUUUCUCGGGGCGUGUGUGUGUUUUUUAAAAAGAAAUCUCCCAUAAGUUUUUCGACUUAGCUAGGUCACUUUACUAUUGAAUCAAAAGCCAUGGUCGGGGAGACAGAGGUGAAGGAGAGACCCAAGUCCAAUCCGGACUAUCUAAUGCAGCUGAUGAACGACAGGAAGGUGAUGAGCUCCCUGCCCAACUUCAGCGGCAUCUUCACGCAUCUGGAGCGGCUGCUGGAUGAAGAAAUCGGCAGGGUACGCAAGGACAUGUACAACGACACACUGAACGGCGGGAUGUUCAACGGGCGGGACAUGGAGGAGCUUCCCGAGGCUAUCGGCCCCGUGGCUCAGCUGCAGGAGAAGCUCUACGUGCCUGUCAAAGAGUACCCUGACUUCAACUUUGUCGGGAGGAUCCUGGGCCCACGUGGACUGACGGCCAAACAACUGGAGGCAGAAACCGGCUGCAAGAUUAUGGUGCGAGGAAAGGGCUCCAUGAGAGACAAGAAGAAGGAGGAGAUGAACCGAGGGAAGCCCAACUGGGAGCACCUGAGCGAGGACCUCCACGUCCUGAUCACGGUGGAGGACACACACAACCGGGCCAAGAUCAAACUCCAGCGGGCCAUCAACGAGGUCAAGAAGCUUCUCGUGCCUGCUGCUGAGGGGGAGGACAACCUGAAGAAAAUGCAGUUGAUGGAGCUGGCCAUUCUCAAUGGGACCUACAGAGACGCCAAUGUCAAGACGCCCACCGCCGCCUUCCCGCUAGCGACCCCUCAGGCGCCUCGGAUCAUCACAGGCCCGACGCCCGUCCUGCCUCCCACUCUGCGCAACCCCGCCCCCGUCACCACGCCGACCAUCAUGCCUCUGAUUCGUCAGAUCCAGAGCUCCACCCUCGUGCCGGGAGGCAAUCCGCACCCGGCGCUGGUGCAGCAAGGGCCCGAAUCUGGAAUCAUCUACACACCCUACGAUUAUCCCUACACACUCACACCCUCCAUAUUGGAAUACCCAAUUGACUCAACUGGAGUAUUAGUCUCUUCUCCCUGUGUUUUUGCAGCAGGUGCCAUGACCACUAAGGUACGACGCCACGACAAGAGAAUCCAUCCUUACCAAAGGGUAGUGACCACAGACAGAGCUGCCACGGCAACUAACCCAUGACCCCUUGACCUUCUGACAUUUCCGCCCACUGAUGACCCACCCAUCUCUGCCCGCUGGCGUGCUCAUUGGCCCACGGCCCCGCCACUCCCCCAGCUCAGCCAACCAGAGACCAGCACAUUGGGAACAACCCGGCCGCUUCUGUCUAACCAACCAACCAGACGACAGCGAUCAUGGGAAUAAACCUCAGGACCCCGCCCAUCACCAAGUCCUAACCUAAACUUUACCAAACGUGCCUUCCUUACAAAACUCCAAAGCCAGUCUGUGAAUUUUUUACAACCAUCCGACAGUCAAAAUCCCAAUCUGUAUCAGUUAUUGCCAUCCAUAACCAGUAGGCUUUACUGAGGAUGGGCCCCAAACUGGUGAAGGGCUCCUAAACUAAUCCCUAGCUGUGCCAAACUGUCUCUCUGAGCUGCCCUACCCUCAGUCAUUGCGACGCAAUAAUAAUGACUCUAUUAAUAACACGGUAACUAUACUGAUAAUGAUGGUAAUUGUACUUAUCCGCCACAGAAACCCUCCAUAAACACUAAACUGAAAGAGAUAUGUUGAUAUUUUGUAGUAUUUUUCCUCAACAGGCACCUCUCACUUAACAUGGGAAAAUUUCCAGACACUCUUGAAAGGGAUUGCUUCUUUUAUGGCCCAACAUACAUUAAUUUCAUUAUAACACAUUAUAAUGGUGUUAAAAUGUUCAUAUAUUAACACGCUUUCCUUCAAAAUGUAACACCAACGUGCGAUUUCCAAUGAUGUUUAAAAUGUCACAUGCUUCUUCUUUUUUUUUUAAGUGCAUUAUUUUCUGCUGCUUGUAGCAUAUUUGAGGAAUACUUAAAAAAAAAAAAGAAAAGCCAUCGUUCAGUCGAGCAAAAUGCCAGCGCCGAACCUUUUUCUCCAUAAAGCGACAGGUGCUCAAUGAGGAAAAAUAACAAACCGGAAUCCAAAAUGCCAAAGUAUCUCUGAGUGUUUCUUAAACGGUAAAGCACCCGGAUACUGAGUUGACAUAUACAGAAUAAAUACUAAGCUUGUACAGUUACAGAUAGACACACAUGCAGAGGGAAGGUUGCACUUCUUUUGUCUAAAUCUCGAGGACUUCUCCACAGCGAUGCCUUUGCCUUUUUUCACACUACAGUAUUGUAUGAGCUUGAACAACAGUGCCUUUAUUUAUUGAGCGCGAUGGAACAAUGUUACACCUAAAUCUUUUAUCACUACACCAUGGCAUUGUGCCCAGCAUGAAAUUAUGUUAUUUGGGUUUAUGCAGAUUAAUUACGACUGCAGGAAAUGUGUCGCAUGUGUCGUCAUUUUACGGCUUUACAUCCAUAACUCUUCCCAAUUCAGAUUUUAUUGCCAAAAAGAAAACCAGUGGCUCAUUUGAAUUGGAAGUGCAAUGCAGUAUUGAAGCUCUAGCUACAGUGUCUGAAAUGUUUAUGUGAGGUUUUUGGAUGCCUCCAGAGAACAGUGUUAUUCUUUUUGUUUUUUGUUUGUUUGUUUUCGGUUGAUUGUUUUGUUGGAGAUGAAGUCGUCCAUACAUACAAUAUAUUUUUGCAUGUGUAUCCGCUUUUUCAGAGGGUGUGGUACACUUUUACAUACACAAACCAGCUGAUGCCUUGACGUUUAAAAAAAAAAAAAAUCAUG
Molecule: messenger RNA, 3144 nt
Organism: Seriola dumerili (greater amberjack)
Lineage: Eukaryota; Metazoa; Chordata; Actinopteri; Carangiformes; Carangidae
Gene: qki2
Product: protein quaking-B-like
Exons: 9
Coding region: 472-1521 (349 amino acids)
Biological process (GO): regulation of mRNA splicing, via spliceosome
Cellular component (GO): nucleus
Molecular function (GO): mRNA binding
Source: RefSeq, a predicted model, not a curated record